AUGCCCUCAAGCUUAAAUCCCUCCGGCUCCAACGAUAAUUGCUUCUUCGUCACAGCAGCGUACCUGCUGGGUCUCCAGAAUGUAAACGAGCUUCCACAGCCCGUCGUGGCCGAGAUGAACCGCCUGAAGGGGAAAGGCAUGUUCCCUCACGACGGGGUAAGCACGGAAAUGGAGGACUGCUUAAAACAGAUGGGCCAUCCAUACCUACUAAAAACCUGGGCCUUCACACCCGAGGGCUCGGAGGUGCUCGGCGGCCAGCACGGGGGCGGCGACGGAAACCUCGUCUGGCGGGGCGAGCAGUUCCUCUUCGGAGACCCAGAGUGGAACGUCGACCAGAUCGGUAUCGGGUACGCCACCAAGUCCGGCACAUAUCACUUCAUCGUCGUGAAAGACACAAACCCCCCGUCGUAUGUAUGUUUCCAGCACAACACUAGCGGGACGGAUAAGUGGAUGGAGGUGAGGGGCAGAGAGGAGGAAGUCAACGGGAACUGGCACGAUGUCAUCCUUCAAGAAAGAUCAAAGGUCCUCUGCGCUUUUGCCUUCAAGGAUGUGUCUGGGAACAAAGAGGCUCCAAAGCCGAAGACCCGCGGGUUCUGGUCGAAGUUUUGUUGCUUCUGCUAA
Molecule: messenger RNA, 621 nt
Organism: Diaporthe amygdali
Lineage: Eukaryota; Fungi; Ascomycota; Sordariomycetes; Diaporthales; Diaporthaceae
Exons: 1
Coding region: 1-621 (206 amino acids)
Source: RefSeq, a predicted model, not a curated record